AUGCAUAACGAGGGCCACGAGGCUAUCGUUAUGGGUCCUGAUACGGGCUUGAAGGAGUAUCUAGGCCAUCCAGUGGUCGGCACGUUUGGAAUCCCGAUUAUCGUGUAUCCCGGUCUAAAGCUCAACUUUGCUCGACUGCGUUUCAUCCGUCGUCUGCAGCAGUUCCGUCCAGAUGUGGUGCAUUUUGUUGAUCCCAUUUGGCUCGGUGCACAGAUGAUCCCGCUAUGCAAGCUCUACCUGCCUAAUGUGCCGCGUGUUUCAUCUUAUCAUACCAAUCUUCCCACUUACGCAUCACUGUUUGGAUGCGGCUUUCUGGAACCUGGCAUGUGGAACUUGAUUCGCAUGCUUCAUAACCAAUGUGAUAUGGUGUUAUGCCCCAGUGAAAGCACUCGUCGAAUGUUGCGGAUGCGUGGGUUUGAGAACGUCGAGAUUUGGGGGCGUGGUGUUGAUAUUGACAUCUUUACGCCUACAGCUCGUGAUGAGAAUUUGCGCGAGAGCUGGGGCUGCAAGCCCAAGUCACAGGCACUCCUUAAUGCGCUCCAUGACCAGGCCAUUUCGUCUCUGGAGCGCAAUAAGGGACUGUCGCCUGAGGAUGCCUUUAUUCGCACCCCAGAUACAAUUCCUAUGUCGGAGUUUAGCCCGCCGCCAGCAUACGAGAGUGUGUGCGAUGUGCCGCCGCUACCUGGCACGGCCUUUGCACUUCCACCCGCGUUGCUGGAGGAACCCGUCAGCCAGCCUGUGCCUACGGCAUCGAGUGCUGUGGACAGUGACAGCAAGGCAGUGGUGCUGUUCGUGGGCCGUAUCAGCUGGGAAAAGAACAUUCGUCUCCUAGUGGAAGCGUUCCACUUGCUGCCUCAGAGCGUCAAAAACAAUGCCAAGCUAGUGAUUGUGGGUGAUGGUCCUGCCCGAGCGGAGCUCACGCGCCUGUGCCAAAAGUAUGGCUUAGAUGCCUCUUUUAUGGGCCAUCAAAAGGGCAAGCGACUUGCAUCCAUGUACGCCAGCAGCAGUAUUUUUGCCUUCCCAUCCUUUACUGAGACGUUCGGUCAGGUGGUUCUGGAAGCUUUGGCUUCAGGUCUGCCAGUCGUUGGUCUUCAUGCGGAAGGCACCUCCGAUCUCGUUUGCCAUGGCACAACCGGCUUGCUCCUCGAUACACACCGCGCUGUGAGCGGGGGCAACGUUCAACCAGCCCCUGUUUUGGAUUCCUCAGUAAUGGCACCACAGCGUCAAAACUCGCUGAGGGAACGCCUUGGUGAGUCGGUUGUGCAAGGCGAACAGAUGUCGCUCUCGAGCUCUAGUGAGCGUGCUGUUCCUGUGGCUGCCUCCGGCAAUCUGAAGCCGGGCCUUCCUUCUCCGAUGCCGUCUGUGAAAGAAUUUGCAUCAAUUAUGAGCCCUAGCACGCGCUCAUUCCAACAGUGUGCGCAAGCUUACAGUAUCCUGUUGGAGCGCCUCAUUCGCGACCGCACGCUGCGGGCGACAAUGGGCCAACGCGCUCAGGAAUACGCCUCGAAUAAGACGUGGUGGGAUGCUAUGGAAGCACCCGUGCGGGGCUACGAACAAGUGAUUACCAAGGCGGGUCAGACGAACCUCACCGACGCAGAAUUGGAGGCGUUGCGGAAUGCGCAGCGCCGGAUUGCACCUCUCUCUGGGCCAUACAUCACAGGGCUAGUUGUGUUGUAUCUUGCUCUUUUUAUUGUUCUGUGGACAUAUCUCCUGUAG
Malassezia sympodialis ATCC 42132 is the source of this 1716-nucleotide messenger RNA. RefSeq names its product glycosyltransferase family 4 protein. The record is from RefSeq and is a predicted model, not a curated record. Lineage: Eukaryota; Fungi; Basidiomycota; Malasseziomycetes; Malasseziales; Malasseziaceae. Gene Ontology annotation, molecular function: glycosyltransferase activity.